Olea europaea var. sylvestris is the source of this 1646-nucleotide messenger RNA. RefSeq lists its product as uncharacterized. Lineage: Eukaryota; Viridiplantae; Streptophyta; Magnoliopsida; Lamiales; Oleaceae. The coding region runs from base 1 to 1620 and encodes 539 amino acids. The transcript has 6 exons. The record is from RefSeq and is a predicted model, not a curated record.
AUGAUGAUACGUGUAUCAACUAUUCAUCCAUACUUUGUUUACAUUUUCCUAGAUGAUAUAAAGGGCAUGGUUGCUUACAUUUUCUUCUAUUGUGAUCCGUACUACCGUACCUUCCACAACUUGUUGAAUGAUGAUAUAAAGGGCAUGGUUGCUUACAUUUUCUUCUAUUGUGAUCCGUACUACCGUACCUUCCACAACUUGUUGAAUGCAAUAUCUCGCCAUGGCAUCGGUAUUUAUCGACCUUCCAUUGUUCAUCAUCUCCAAGUGCUAAGGCGUGUUGUCACAGAACUCCUUCUAUCUGAAAAUAGUUGCAAGCACAUGACAUCAAUUUCAAGUCCACAACAUGCUGCGCACUUUCAUCCAAAACUUGCGAGGAAUAAGCAUCUCGCGAAGCCAGGGAUAAACAUCUGGCAAAGGGUGUGCAUUGAGGUGAAUUUGGGGCAUAAGUUGCCCGACAGGGUUUGGAUUGAGCGCGCUAGUAACCGUGGCUUCUGGCAGACAGUUAUCUAUGAGAAGCGGCCAAUUUUUUGCUUCUCUUGUAAACACUUGGGUCAUUCUUAUGAUCAGUGUACUACGGUUCCUCCUCCUCCUGCAGUUGUUGCGCACCCCCCUGUUCGGCCCCCUAUUACUAGGACUGAUAAGGAUAAGGGCAAGGUGACGUUUGUGGAGCCAAAGAAGCAGUGGGUUCCAGUUUCAGCAGUGCCUUCUGUGCUUCCCACUACUACUACCGUAGUUGUGACUGAGUCAGAAUCUGCAUCGGCAGUUCCUACCUCUACUCGUAUCACAGUUGAUCCAGAGGUACCUCCGUAUAUUCAUUCAGUUGCUGAGCCUACUCCAAAUGCUCCUAUCGAGGUACCCACUUCUCCUAUUAUUACUUCCAUAGCUCCUAUUCCCACAGCUACUGCUGAUGUACCCCCUGAGCCGACACAUAUGAGUUCUCCACCAUUAAAGACACACACAGAUGGUACUCAGUCAGCGCAGGGAUCAGGUACCGGGACAGUUCCUCAAACCACUCUUGCACAGGGGUUGUUGGCUGAGAUCAGCUCAGAGCGACAUGGUGUCAAGCAUAUGUUGAUUGAUCACUUUAAGAAGGACCAUGGAAUGAAAGUUGGAUCUACCAUGAGAUUUGCUAUUGAGGACUUGGUUUUUAAGCUCUUUGGAGAGGGACCUUCUGUAAGUAAGACUCCUACGCAUACACCUUUACCUAGUCCUUCUAUCACAGCUCCUACACACAAUAAGGUGAAAGAACAUAUACAGAGAGAUAUGGAUGGCAUGGGCCUUGGAAACUGCAUGCAAAAUGCAGAGGACGAUGUCCCUACAGCAAGCAAGUCAAUCUCCCACGAUUUAGAUGUCGUAGCACAGAACACCAUGAGAUUAGACACACCUACGACUAGUACAAUGAGAUCAGAUGCACCCGCUUUUCGCCCAACAUUCAGUGCACCACCAUCCGAACAGUACUUAUCACCAAAGCAGGCUCCUACACGCAGGCGAGACCCCUCUCCAACGAGCGAGCCAGACAUCGCAGACUACUAUGAUCCGGAAAUGUUUCAAACCAGACGCAUGACCCGAUCAAUGUCUAUGUACUACCACCCGAAGAUUUACCCUCGGGAAUACCCUUAAGUACCUUUCAUUUGUUUUUGUUCGUA